AUGUCCCGGUCGGACCGAGCCCCUGACGCAGGCUCCCGAUUCCCCUGGGCUGCUGCCCAGUCGGACAUCCCCCCGGCCACCCUGGCACCCGCCACCCUGGCCCCAGGCAGCCUCGCCACGCGCCCUGUGACGGACCAGCAGGCAGAAGCCCGCGCCUUCCUCAGCGAGGAGAUGAUUGCGGAGUUCAAAGCCGCCUUUGACAUGUUUGAUGCUGAUGGCGGUGGAGACAUCAGCACCAAGGAGUUGGGGACAGUGAUGAGGAUGCUGGGCCAGAACCCCACCAAAGAAGAGUUGGAUGCCAUCAUUGAAGAGGUGGACGAGGAUGGCAGCGGUACCAUCGACUUCGAGGAGUUCUUGGUGAUGAUGGUGCGCCAGAUGAAAGAGGAUGCCAAGGGCAAGUCUGAGGAGGAGUUGGCCAACUGCUUCCGCAUCUUCGACCGGAAUGCAGAUGGGUUCAUUGACAUUGAGGAGCUGGGUGAGAUCCUGAGGGCCACCGGGGAGCCCGUCACCGAUGAGGACAUAGAGGACAUGAUGAAGGACUCAGACAAGAACAACGACGGCCGCAUCGACUUUGAUGAGUUCCUGAAGAUGAUGGAGGGUGUGCAGUAA
Molecule: messenger RNA, 609 nt
Organism: Myiozetetes cayanensis
Lineage: Eukaryota; Metazoa; Chordata; Aves; Passeriformes; Tyrannidae
Gene: TNNC2
Product: troponin C2, fast skeletal type
Exons: 7
Coding region: 1-609 (202 amino acids)
Cellular component (GO): myosin II complex
Molecular function (GO): calcium ion binding
Source: RefSeq, a predicted model, not a curated record